Colletotrichum siamense is the source of this 2418-nucleotide messenger RNA. RefSeq lists its product as uncharacterized. The record is from RefSeq and is a predicted model, not a curated record. Bases 1 to 2418 code for a protein of 805 amino acids. The transcript has 2 exons. Lineage: Eukaryota; Fungi; Ascomycota; Sordariomycetes; Glomerellales; Glomerellaceae.
AUGCCCAUCUUCCAGGACGACUUCGAUCACCCGGAGAAUGUCUCUGACACUCCGGAUGCCGAACCACCACAGCCGAUCGCCAUACAAUGCGAACAGCCCAUCCUCCCGUCCCUGACGAGGAAACUAUCCGAGGAGAGCAUACGGACGGAGCUUUGCGAAGGACCCAUACUCGAAAGCCCCCGACCUUCGACCCCCGAGUCCGAUGCUGCUGCCGUCACGUCCGAUCGAGCCGAGUUGAUCGAGCGCUUGAAGAAAGGAGAGAGCCCGACUUGGAUUCCAAAUCGCCAUUUUGAGUCGCUUUUCAGUAACCCAAGUCACCCGAUCACUCCCCGGACAUCGCGUCCGCAGUCGAGCUCUUCCAACCUCCUACCUCCCGCCGACAUCACCCCAGAGAAACUCGACGGAUCAAAGGAGGAAGAUGAGAGACUACGAGAGGGGCUGAGCAUACAGAGGCCGAGAUCUGCUCUACACAGCGGCGACUUUACCGAGGACCAGCCAAGGUCAAGUCAAGAGACGGCGCAAGAGGUGGACGGCAGUCAGGGGACCAAUGAUUUCUCGACGUCUCGCACUUCCUGGAUCGCGACGUCGCCACCUCGAGACUUUUCGUCGUUUCACUUUGAUAGGAGGAUAUCGUUUCCGUCGCAUGACGAGUUCAGAUCAGUACCGUCGUCUUUGUCCUCGUCCUUUUCUUCCAGUUUUGUCUAUAAGCCUCCCACAAGUCCCUUGGUCCAGUCCGAGAGUAAUGACGAUCUUGACCUGUCACUACCGCUGAACAGCAUCGACAUCGCCGCAAGUCCCUUGGGAGUGGGCUCUCGCCGGCAUACGUUGCACUCUGCCAUUUCAUCUCCAUUCGCUUUGCCGUCACCAAGCUCCUCUAACCUGCAUAGACGAGCUUCGCAGCGAGGCAACGUCGCUUUGCCUUACCAAGCACAUCAGCCUCGCCGCUCCCUUACUUCAGCCCCCAAUGCCCCAUUCCUCACUGGAACGUCACCUCAAACGCCAAUCCUUUUGAGACCGAGACGGCCAUCGUUCAAUAACCCGGAUGCGUCGCCUUUGCAGCAUGCAUCUAUGGUCGGCUCUUAUGAGGAGAGUAUCCUGCGGGGUCGCAUGUCAACCACACCGUCAAAACCACUUGAUUUUCUCGCUCAGAUCGGAGUGCUGGGCCUGGGCAAGUGCAAAUCAAGCUUGAGAUGUCCGGCGCAUGUAACACUGCCGUUCCCGGCGGUGUUCUACAGCUAUGGAGGCGCUGCGCAAGGGCGCGUCAACGCCGAAGACGGACCCAGUCCAUACGUCGGUCAGAUUGAUCUGGAGAAUGGCCUAUCUAAUUCAGGGGAGGGCCACAGGGCCAAGAGGAAGAUGCAGAGCAGGGUUGCCGAACGAAGAAUCGCCGAAGACGACGUGGCCAUGGGGAACAGCUCUUCAGUGGCAGAUGGGUCAGACCCCGAUGCACGCAAAGCGCAACGCUCGCGACGGAGAUCUGGUUCUCCAAGAGCUCCUCCAGGCGGUAGCUAUCGGAUUCCUGGAAAGGGUCAGAUCCAAAUCGUAAUCAAGAAUCCCAACAAAACGGCUGUCAAGCUGUUCUUGGUGCCUUAUGAUUUGGUAGGGAUGGAACCAGGAACCAAGACGUUCAUCCGACAGCGCAGCUACUCGGCCGGUCCGAUCAUCGAGAACGCGCCUGGGUUGGAGGACCCCGUUGGACCUGACAAGCCCAUCUUGAGGUAUCUUGUGCAUCUGCACAUCUGUUGUCCUGCCAGAGGCCGCUACUAUCUCUACAAGAGCAUCCGAAUCGUUUUCGCAAACAGAGUCCCUGACGGCAAGGAAAAGCUACGCAAUGAGACAACUUGCCCAGAGCCUCGAUACAGCCCCUACAAGCCAAUACGUGCGAUGCACCCGCCGAUGGUCACUAGCAGCGGUCCUGCUGCAACACUUGCAGCUGAUAAGGCUUUUAGACGGCGGAGUUCCGGCAUCCCGUUCGGCCCUUCCAUGUACACCCUUGAUGCAACCGACGGGCUCUCUCAAUCUCCGCAGACGAUGCCCGGCCAGCAGUCUUCCCCGUCACCAUUUAACUUUGCCGGCAGCAGUCAGCCCGUAGAGCCCAUUCCGUUCGCUCUCUCUGGUCGGGCUCGCCUAGGAAGUGACAUCAGCGAUGGCACUGAUGCCUCCACCACGACUGCAGACCUUCGAUCGCCACAGUCCUCACAAGCCAGUAGACCGACGACAAAAGACAGCUGGGAUGCUCAGGUCGCCCGAUACCAGAAGUUGAAUCCAGGUGACGUCGGGUACGGUGGCAAUGUGUUUAAUGCGUCGGGGCGCGGAAGCCCGGGUGGCACGGAAGGUCUCCUCUCUCAAAGACUUCGGUCUCUCGGAGUACAAAAUCAGGGCGGAGUGCCUUUGGGAAACCAGGAGAACCAAGAGUAG